Brugia pahangi is the source of this 732-nucleotide messenger RNA. The record is from the annotation of a GenBank genome assembly. NCBI's taxonomy places the organism in Eukaryota, Metazoa, Nematoda, Chromadorea, Rhabditida, Onchocercidae.
AUGAAAACUCUUUGCAUUCUUAGAACGAAACUGACAACUAAUAUUAUUGUUGCAUGCAUCAUUCUGCAAUGUGCGACUGCACAAAGAGGACCCUGUAUCGAUGGAGGAUGUGUGUUGGAAAGUGAUGAUUGUUACGAAGAUCAGUGCUAUGAAGUUGUUGGAGAUUGUAAUGAAAAUAAUGAAUGUGAACACGAAGAUUCUAAAUGUGUUGAUUCGGAAAAAAAGGCGAAUAUUUGCAUCUGGUUGAAAACACCAAAAGUAGAUGAUGAUGUCACCGUUCCACUCACUACAAUUCCUAGUGAUGAAUGUUACGAUAAAAUAUCUGAUUGUUUGAAGUAUUAUUUUCUUUGCAAGAACAAAUUAUACCAAUCAUUGAUGGCAUCAUUUUGUCAAUUAACAUGCGGCUAUUGUGAUAUACCAAUGUCACCGACAAUUACACUUACACCAGAAAUUUGUCAAGAUAAAGCAGCAUCUGGAAAACCAUCUGACUGUCUAUUACAUUCUCAUCUCUGUCAUGAUCCAAUUUAUGCGGAACUUAUGAAAGAUCAAUGUACUAAAACAUGUGGUUUUUGUGAUAGCGAAAUAUCAACAAUGUCUACAUCAUCAAUUUGUGAGGACAAAAAAGGAAUUGAUGGACAAUCAAAUUGUAAAGAUGUGAAAUAUCUUUGUAAUGUACCAUUGUAUAUACCAUUAAUUUCUAUUCAAUGCCCUCUUACAUGUGGCUUAUGCUAA